CCUCCUCCUCCUCCUCCUCCUCCUCCUCCUCCUUCUCCCCCCGCCCACCGUCGGACGCAGCCGGCCCCGCUCGGGCGCCAUGAGCUCCAGGGCAUCCAGCACCACCCGGAGGCAGGCCGCCUCUCCCGAGACGCGCCGCAGCCGCUCGCGGGCGGAGCGCCCGGGGCGCCGCAGCAGGUCGGCCGGCCGCGGGAAAGCGCAGCCUGGCCAGGGCCAUGCGAAGAGUCAAGAGGCGCCCCUCGCGCUCGGCGCGCGGCGGCGCCCGCGGCGGCCGCGGCCGCUCGCCGCAGCGGUGGGCGACCGCCGGCUCGGGGCCGAGCUCUCCGGCGCGCUCGGCCACGCCCUCGCCGAGGAGCCCGCGGGCGCCCGCGGGCGCCGCGGGGCGCAAGCCCGCGAAGAGGGGCGCGGGCGCGUCGGCGGGCUCCUUCAAGGCCUUCGUCCUCGGGCUGGACCUGCUGGUGACCCCCGAGGACGCCGUCGCGAAGUGGCAGGAGCACGUGCAGGCGCUGGCCGUGGAGGACCUGGAGCGCCUGCAGGGUACCGGCGUGUACUUCGACCUCUACCACCCCCUCGCCGCAGUCAGGCGCCACGAGCGGAGGCUGCGCGCGGCGCGGCAGAACGCGGAGGUCUUCAUGAGGGACCUGCAGGAGAAGCGCUACGAGGCCCUCCGUCUGAGCACCGCCGCGCAGGGGCCCGGCGACCGCGAGGGUGCCACGUGCCGGACCACCGGGCACAUGAAGCCGCCCCACUUCGCCUUCGACCCCAACGUGAAUUCUGUGCUGUUCUCCAAGGUCUCCCCCCACGUGCGCAUGUGGCACCUGCACGAUGCCUUGCAGAAGUGCCUCGGCCUCGUCAGCUUCUCCUUCACCGACCCGGCGCCCGGCUCGCUGGUGCGAGAGGCGCGGGCUGGCUUCGAGACUGCGGAGGCGGCGCAGGCCGCGUUGGACCUCUGGCUGUCGGGCGAGCGGUCGCUGCAGGGGCACUCGCUGAGCCCCUCGGAGCCGGUGCCCCGGGAGGGCCUCAAGGCGCUUGCCGUGCCGCCCGAGAUGUCUCUCCCGGGCCGCAUCUGCAAGGACGCCGCGCUGUCGGCGCAGGUGGUGCGCCGCCUGGACGGCCUGACCGGCGUCCCGGCGUCGGUGACGGAGAGCCUCCUCGCUGGCGGCGGGUCGGAGGAGGCCCGGCUCGACCUGCGGGUGCUGUACCUGCGCAGGGUGCACCACUUCUGCUUCUACGCGGCCGAGUGGUGCCCCGACGAGUGGGAGCUCAGCGAGCGCUGCGGCGCGGGCAUGGUGCGCACCGCGGUCGGGGAAGAUGCUGGAGCAGUGGCGCCGGGUCCGUGGACCGAGGCACACGAGCAGAGGCUCGCCGCGUUCCUCGAGACGAGCGGGCUCCAGCAGCCCGUCCCCAUGAGCAGUGACGAGCAGGUGACGUUGGACAAGAAGGCUGCCGAGCUUAUUCAAGAGAAGACCAAGCAGAUCGCCGAGGGCAAGUACCAAUGCACGGCGUGCAGCAAGCUCUUUCGUGGACCAGAAUUUGUCCGCAAGCACCUUCACAAAAUGCACAUGGACCUCUUCGAGACCAUACAAGAAGAGAUCCACGCAGAGGCUGCGCGCAAGGCAUUCCUUGCAAAGCCCAUCCGCUCGGCUGGGAUGCAGCAGCGGAAGGUCGCGUAGGACACUGCACCCGUUGGAGUUCAGAAGAUGGCCAGCAGGCAGUUGCACAAUUCACGGAUUCCCAUGGCUGUUCUUGACAGGGUCGUCGAUGCUCGCUGGCCCAGGAGGUCAGAAGAGUUCCCUGCGCUGGGAUCAUGAUAUAGCUGCAGUCGCCAGUGACGGUGCCAGCCAGGCCGUCCUUUCCCGACCCGCAGGGCACUAAGACUGCACGCGACCCUCAAUCUUUCAGGAUUCGCUUCGGCGCUUGCCGAAAGUACGUCGAGGCCAGGGGGGAGGAUGCAGACGGCUGCCCUGGCGACAUAUGUUGGUAGAUUCGCCAGGAGAGCAGGUCAUCAUCCUCUCUGCUCGAUCUCAUCCCUUUCGUCUUGUCGCCCUCGCCCUCGUCCCUUCCUCCCUUCUCGCAGGGUGCACGGGCACCGCCCGCCGCCGCCGGCACACGAGGUGCCGAGGCCUCGCGGACCAGGGCUGUGGGAGUUGCCCGUCCGUGAGGCCGCCAGGGAGAUCCGUCUUCACGAAGACCAGAA
Messenger RNA from Prorocentrum cordatum, 2197 nucleotides. Lineage: Eukaryota; Dinophyceae; Prorocentrales; Prorocentraceae. The record is from the annotation of a GenBank genome assembly.